AUGUUUAGGUGUAAUAAAAUUGUAAAUAAAAUAUUUAAAAAUGAAAUAAUUCAAAAUAAUAAUUCAAAGAUCAUAAUUAGAAAUAUGACAAUUCUUUCAAAAAGACAAAUUUUUGAAAAAGCUCAAGAAUUGAGACCAACUACAAAAUCAAAUUCUGGAGAUGAUAAAAAAGAUUCAAUCAAUUAUAAAAGGGAACAACAAAGAGAAGAAGAUGAAAAAAUUGAAAUGUUAUUAGAAAAUAAAAGAUUAGAAUUUGAAAAAAUGAAAGAAUUAACACAACAAAACAAUAGUAAUAAUAUUGAUAUUAAUAACAACAAUAAUAAUAAAAAACCUCAAUUACAUUUACUUGGACUUGAUGGAUUUUUUAAUGGAAAUGAAGAGGAAGAUGAGGAAGCAGAUUCUAAAAUUAAUAUGUUAUUGGAAGCAUCAAACAGGGGUGAUAAAAAAGAGGUUCUAAGACUUGGUCAACAAUUUUUUUUUAAUGAAAGUUUAGAAGAUAUUAAAAAAGAAGAAGAAGAAGAACUAAAAGAAAAUCAGAGAGAUCCACUCAAACUAUUUAGUCCAGAUAAUUUAGCAUCUGAAUAUAUAACUCGUUUACUCAUUGAACAAUACCAAAAUAAGAAUCGUAGAGAAGAUAUAGCACAUGCAAUAAUUGUAAAAUUACCAGAAUGGCAAGACUAUAACAACGAAGUACUAAGAGAGGUAGAGAAAUUAGAGUUGGAAGAGGUUUCAUAUAAAGGCCCUGACAGUAAAAGAGUCACACAAUAUUGGAACGUUAAAAGGAUUAAACUGGUUGACUCUAUCAGAAGAAAGCACUCAAAACGUGUUGGAGAAGCCGUUGCAAAGGAAUUUAAAAGAAUCACUAGAGAUAUGCAAAAAGAAAUUGAUGAGGAUGAUAUUGAACUUCAAAAGGAAACAGGUUUAACUUUAGAUCAAUUGAAACAACACAAAGAUUAUGCUCACCUUUAUAGCGAAGAUGAAGAUGAUGAAGGUGAAUACUUUGAAGAAAAUGAAUAUGAUAAAUUAGUUAAAACUUUGGUAGGAAGUGAUGUUGAUAAUAUUCCAAAACAAGUUAGAGAAAUAUUUUACACAACUACAAAAUCAAUUGAAGCUAGUAAAGAAAAAGAUAGACUUCUUUUUGAAAAAGCUGAAAUUGAAACUAAGCAACAAGAAGAAGAAAAACAACAACAACCACAAUAUCAAUAUCAAUAUCAACAAAAACCACAACCACAAUCAAAUUCAAAUAUUAAAGAAAAGGUAAUGAGUUUUGGUGAUAUUAUAGCAAAAAAUCAACAACAACAACAACUAAAACAACAACAACAGCUAUUACAACAACAGCAGCAGCAACAACAGCAACAACAACAACAACAACAAGAACAUAUGGAUGCUGAUGAUUUCGAUUUAAAAUCAAUUUUGAAUAGUAUGAGUGAAAAAAAGUUAAAAUAA
Messenger RNA from Dictyostelium discoideum AX4, 1446 nucleotides. RefSeq lists its product as hypothetical. The record is from RefSeq and is a predicted model, not a curated record. NCBI's taxonomy places the organism in Eukaryota, Evosea, Eumycetozoa, Dictyosteliales, Dictyosteliaceae. The transcript has a single exon. The coding region runs from base 1 to 1446 and encodes 481 amino acids.